GGGAGACUUGUCUUGAAACUAGUCUUGCGCAUAAACCCUCCUUGGUUCACACACACCGUACAUUGAUUUGAACUCCUGGUCCAAGAACAUGAUUGCCCUCGCAAUCAUCGUCGUCGUUCUUACGCAUCCGCAGUUAUGGGAUCCGGUCGAAUGCGGAUGCAGCUAUCCUGCAUGCGGAGCGGGUGUGACUAACAACCUGAAAGAGAAAAUAACGCACGGACAUCGUGUCCUCAGCUGCAAAUACCAACCGGAACCUGACCAGAGUUGCCCGUGCUAUAAUACAGAAACAGACGGGACAUCCUGUAUGGCCAUGGGUUAUUCUGAGAAGGGCGCGUGCUUCAGAGGGGAAUGUCUCGACUCAACCAACUACCACUCUAGGAAAAGGGGACAGCAGAUGAACUAUAAUCAACCGUGCCCAGUUCCGUCGGAUUAUAUGUACGGAACAGUUGUAGCCACGACAUGGUAUUACGGCUGCAAAUAUUAUUGCAAGACCAGGCCUCACGACGUUGUCAAUCAUCCUGAUGGAACUCGCUGUAGGAUCCCAUGGAAGGCACCUGCUGGUUAUUGUAAACAAGGCUAUUGCGAGAAGAUUAAUUAUGACUGGUGAUAUCCAGAGGUAGCUUUGGUUGUCAAAGCCUCUAAGGAAUAAAACCUAUUUGCAUCCUUG
This is a messenger RNA of Ornithodoros turicata, 667 nucleotides long. RefSeq lists its product as uncharacterized. The transcript has 7 exons. The coding region runs from base 89 to 607 and encodes 172 amino acids. The record is from RefSeq and is a predicted model, not a curated record. NCBI's taxonomy places the organism in Eukaryota, Metazoa, Arthropoda, Arachnida, Ixodida, Argasidae.